AAACUUUAAUAGAAUCUCUGGUAGCGCUCUCUGGUUGCUAUGCUGAGUGGAAUAAAACGUUUUUCAACACUACGAAUUAAUCGCUUCGAAUCAGCUGUUCAAGUUUGUUUUGGCGCCGCAAUUAACAAUUUAAUUUCGCAAUUGAUUUGAUAGGAUGGGAAAUAAGCACAAUAUCUUAUUUAAUUAAUUUCUUAAUAAAAAUUUAUUAUUAAGAAAAAUGUCUACACGACGAAAAGAUAUAUGGAAAUUGCUUUACAACCUGGUUUCGCGAGAUGGCACAGACUUGAAUGAUGUAUUUGCAUUUGUGGACGAUAUACUCUGCAGGGAACCGUCGCUUAUACGUCCUUCGUUGCGUGAAUUAAAUAAUCGCUUUCAAGACACUUUUGUGCUCUGGAUUAUAAACAAAUUUAUUAAUGGGCUAAGUGACACGAAUGUUAAUUGUAACACAAAUAGUUUCAGUACAGAGGGAAUGCGUGGACGAAAUAUAGAAUUACAGGAAAAGAUACUACAUUCUUGUCUGGUUAACCGUGCAUUGUUAUUUGAACGCUUAGUUGCAGCAUAUAUCCGAGCUAUAGAACAAUUGACAAAUGGGCUGCAAUUGCUUGAUGAACAACAGCAAACAAACCAAGAUGGUGGCGAGUUUGAACAAUACUUGGAAGUUACAGCAUUUUUUAGUGAAGAUUUAUGUUUGCGAGAGAUUGACGCAGAUUUUUCAUUCAAACCUAUACGUGUCUCCUAUCAACAAGUGGAUGAGCGAGUACGUUCGCUAUUGCAAGUGCUACAUAAUGCCGCUCUUAUUGGGUACUCAUUGUUUCCACAAAUAUUUGCCGAAUCGCUUCUAAGUGUGCUGCAAGUCGUACGUGAAUGUGAUUUAACUACGAAGUUGUUGGCGUUACGGUAUUGUCAAAGGAUAUUUGAAUUGGCAGGUCAAUGUACUGAAAUACUAGAACAUUAUGGCCAACUAACUAUGCAAGGGUUAGCGCUAAUAUGGGGUCAAGUUCCACUUUGGCUACACGCGCGUUGUAUUCGUUUGGAAGAAUUGGAUGGCUUUAAAGAUGUGAGCAUUGCUAUAUUGCGAGUAUUAAAGGGGUUCAGUAAUGACUUGCAGUGGACACGGCGCGCUUCAACUAUGUUGGCCUUAAGUAUUCUAUAUAACUGCGCUGAAUUGGAGCCAAAAGCACAGCAUAAAAACGAGGCUAAAAAUUUAGAUGAUCUUAUGCGUGAGAUCGUUGAAUUUAUUAUCCAAUUGCCGUUGGAAGAAGGCGAGGAAGAUGUCAUUGUUGAAGAUGCCGAAAAGCUUAUGGCAUUAUCUGAGAAAAAUGUAAACGUCUUGCUACUUUUAUCGGUGAUACUUGCGCGCGCAGAUGAUAAAAGCGAAAAGCGACUGCGGGUUUUGAAGUUCUUUAAAGAGAGAAUUUUCGAUACAUUGAAUAUGCUCGAAAUAAAAACUGAUUCACUAAAGCGCUUGAAGUAUUGGAUGCAAGCACUAAUAUACGCGGAGCACCGACUUUGCCAACGUAAGCAGUUAAAUGCUUUACGUAAGAGCACCGUCGAGCAAGUGGUACAGGCAAAUUACUACAGUAGUAUUAAUUUAUUUGCAACGUUAGUGGACAACGAAUAUACUUCACAGUUGGAUCGAGUUAUUUCCCGUUAUCACGAUAAUUCGUUUUUAACAGAUUUAAAAAAUUUCGAGCUUUCGUCGUUAUACGUUGAUAUUUGUGCAUUGCUUAUGAAUAGUAUUAGUUUACGAGGUGCCAUUGAGGUCAAGACACAGCUUAUUUUGUUACAACGCAUAAGUAAUUCCAUAGAAGCCGCCACGCAGGAACGUCGGCCGUCAUGCAAUUUGCAGGCAGCAGCAUUUGAGUCAUUUCGCGUGCUUUCCACUUUACACAUUGACGGACCAGUUGAGUUAACCAAUCAUUUACGAAAGCUCUUCGAGGGCAUACUGAGUAGGAUCUUCAAUGCGAAUCCGAUAUUAGAGUCGGCAGAAUUGUUAAUGAAGUUUCGCAAAACAUUCUGUGAACAUUUCCAUACACUGAUUGCUUGUGGCUGGUUAACCUUUGAGCGUGUUUUGCGCGAAUUUGUUGUUGCAGUCGCAGAUACGCCGUCCAUAUUAAUGGAUAUGCUGCGAAAUUCCUACUGUCCAGGUGCCGGUGCUGGCACAUGCCACUUAUUUCUAAAAGUGUCACCCUUACCCACAACUCAUGCAGACUUGCAGCACUAUAUCAUUGUUUGCCAACUUUGUAACGAAAACGUUUGUGCAACUGCAACACAUGUAGAGGCGUAUAUACGUUCCAAUAAAGUAAUCUUACUUGAGUGUAAAAGUCAAAAUAAAACUCUUGUGAAAGCGCAGAAACCGCUUCCGCUGUUGCCGGCGGCGGUGCGUCGCAAAUUAUGCGAAACUUUGCUCACACAAAAAGUCGCUGAAUUUACACCGAUUGGUCGUCAUCUGCACUUUUCACGCAUUAGCGCCGACGAUUUAUUCAGUGUGUUGCAGAGGGUGCAGGAUAUCUCUAAACUGAAUCUUGAGAUAUUACACACACUAGUGCCAAAAUUGAUUGCUGCCGGAGAUGAGCAACUUCUCAUGAAAUUCGCCAAAUUUCUGCUGCAGCAAAUACUGAAGUCUCUGCAAACACAAGCCACAGUUACAGCAGCGUCUUCCUCGAGCUCGUCCUCUUCCGUGUCAACGCCCGCCUCACAACGCCAGACUCAGCUCAAGUUGCUAGAACUCCUUACCUGCUGUGCGCACAGCGACAUAAGUGAAAUAUGGCUUUUUCAUCUAUUCAAAUUGACCUUCUUUUAUCUGCUGCACCCGCAAUCGGAGGUCGUGCAGGAGGCUGUGCUGUGCGCAACCGAAAUGUGCGCCAAACAUGGCUUGCAACCGGUGCGGUUGUGGAAUUGGUACAAACGUGAUGCGCUCACACUGGUGGUGCAGUUGGCAGUGCAGAUAUUCCUGAAGAACGGCGUGCGGCUGACACGCUCACUCAAAGCUUUUACUAAAAUGCUGGGUUUCUCGUGCGUGCAAGAGUUUAUCUGCCGUUACUACCGUCUUCUGACAACGAUGAUUCUGCCUUACUGUGUAAAGGAGCCGUUGUGCAAAGGACUCAUCGUUUGCAUUUCAAAAGUGACACGGAAGCCGAUCUCUACGAUUUUCGUCGCUUCGUUUCUGCGCAUAUACACACACAUCUAUCUAACGGAAGAGGCGGAAGUGGGGAACAAGUGCAUUGAAUUGAUUGUUAGAUGCACUGAAUUCAGUUUGAAGAAAUUAAUGAAUACAGAUGUGAAGCAAACGGUCUCGGAGUUCCUCAUCUACUUCAACCGCAAUCCGCAGUUUGUGAUGAAGGCGUUUCAGUGUCUGCUAUUCAACGAUGGGGGCAGCGGCAGCUCAAGCGAAGCUUCAAGUAGCAAGUCUUCGAAAAUUGCGAGAACACAAAGCGGCAACACCGGUGAUUUUGCAAAGUUCAUCGCCGAUCGGUUUCUAGGCGUGAUCACCUACUUCGAGACGUGUCUUGCCGAACCCACGUUCGAGAAACCACUUAAGGAGGAAGCGCUCUAUAGUCUGGGGCAGAUACUGCGUUUUGUGGGCGCCAAGCAUGUCACACAGUUCCGUUUUAAAAUCAUUGCCAUGUUGAGCUUUGUGCUGUCGCUGCAGGAUCGUCACCUGCAGUCUAUUUGCUUAAAGGUUUGGAAUAUCUUUUUACACAUUGUGAACAUUGAAGAGUUGGGGCCGUCACUGAGUCGCAUCGUGGCUUCGCUACAACCGUUAUUGGCGCACAGCGAAUCUGAGGUGAAUGCCAUUUAUGAGUUUGUGAUACUGAAGAAUGACAGUUUGCUCGGUGCUUACAUUCCCGAUUUGUAUUUUGUCGAGCAACUCAAGGGUGUAGCACCAACCAUAAGUCAUUGCGUUGCACGCCAAACAGAGAUACUGAAAAGUGAGCGCUCGACAUUGUUAGAAAAGUUCGAAUUUCUUUAUCGGCAAAUUACCAAUGAGAAUUCACAAGUUCGUAUUUAUGGUCUCACGUAUUUGCGUAACUUCGUGGCGGCACAUCGCGCCGACAUCAAUCAUAUGGUGUUGAGCGAGAUGCUUGUCGAUCCGCUAAUUGAGAAUCUGGUCGAUGCCUUGGUGGCUGGCUGCAAGCACGAGGACACAAAUUUGCAGUUGUCAUCGGCUAAGUGUUUGGGCGAGUUGGGCGCCAUUGAUCCCAGUUAUAUAACCACGAACCACACUUUCGAACAGCGCGAUGAACUGCCGCUGAGUGUGCACACCGAUGGAUUCGCCAUAAUGGCACUGAGUGAGCUCUGUCGCGCCUAUCAAUUUCAAAAGGACACCAAGUACGUUGAUAAUUUUUCUCUGGCCAUACAGGAGACCCUUGCGGUUUGUGGCGUAUCGCCGUGUGAGAAUAAAAAGCUGAACGUGUGGGAGGCGUUGCCAGCGCGCAUGCGUCAGGUGAUGGAGCCACUGCUCACUUCGUGCUAUACAAAUUCUCGUCGUGAGAGUACCUGCGCCGAUCAUCCGAUUUUCAAUAGCUCUUACUGCCGCAGUUACGCCGACUGGGCGUUCAAUUGGUCUGCGCGUCUCAUUGACUUUGUGCAAGCCGAUGAAACGAAGCAUUUGCUGAACUCCUACAAGCCGAGUAUAAAACGCGAUAACAACACGCUGAUCACAUUUUUCCCUUAUAUAUUACUGCAUGCGCUACAAGAUGGCAACGAGAGUCAACGGCAAAAGAUGUACGAAGAGUUUGAGGCGGUUUUUAGCUUCAGUAGUGCCGGUAUUGUCGAACAACCGGUCUACGAGGCAUCGGGUCUGAAGGAGUUCGUUUCGGCUAAAUACGCCACUGAUUUAUCAACAGCGGGUGAGUCGGCGCAACGGACGCGCAACGGUCAGACGGCGCAAUAUGAUGGGCUGGAACACAUUGGACGCACCUGCACGAAACUGUGUUCGGAACAAAUUGACUUUCUGCAGCGUUGGGUGCGCGAAUGGCAACGCAUAAACAGUGUUGGCGGUAAGGUGAAUGAGGCCGAUAAAAAUUAUAAGUGUGUACGUGAUUUUCUGCAACGCUUCAACAAACUAUUGAUAGCCAAGGCCAAUUAUCACUCCGAUGAAUAUGCGCGCGCACUAAUGUACUUGGAGGCGUAUAUUGAGGAGACGGACACACAUCAACGCCUGCAGGAGCAAAUUUCAUUUCUGAUAGAGAUACAUGGCGAGCUGCUGGACGCUGAUUCAGUCGAAGGUGCUGUAUAUGUGAAGAAGACGAGCCUCAGCCUCGACGAAGAGAUUAUGGUCAAUCGCAUCGUGGAUCGGCCGCAAGAGUUGCAGACCUGCUACGAACAGUUAAUGUGCAGCGACGAGCCCAUCAGUCAGGAGCAUAUAAAAGGCAUGAUUAACUGUUAUUUACGCAUGGAUACGCCCGAAACGGCGCUGCUAAUCACCGAUGGGCUUUGGCAGAAGUUAACCGAUCACUACACGGACGAUUAUUUUAAAGAAUGUAAAUCGGAACUACUAUGGCGUCUGGGACGAUACGAUGAACUGCAAGAGCUGCUCGAGGACUCAGUUGUACGUCGGAAAACGUCCAAUUGGAAUAUACAAUGCGCCGAAGCGUUCUUACUUUACCGAAAACCUAUCGUCGACAUGCCCUCAAAAGAGCAAGCAACCGAGUUGUCAGAUUUCACACAACAUUUGGAUGAGAUACGUCGUAAUGUGUUGGCGACAAUGCGCAGUUGCUCGGUUAUAAAUCACAAAUCAUAUCCGUAUUCCUAUGAAGAUGUUGUCAAACUGCAUUUGCUCAAUGAGAUGGAGAAGAAUAAGCAACUGACGCACGAGGUAAUUGACUGCUAUGGCGAUGCAGCAAAAGCUACGCAUUGUCUUACGAAUGUCCGCGAGUUCUUCACCGACUGGGAUAGGCGUUUGUGCGUGUUGCAGCCGGUGGUGCGCGUCAUGGAACCUAUACUCUGCUUCCGCCGCAAUCUACUCGUUGAAAGCAAGCGCUUGCUUUCCGCCGCUUCACCAAACACACAGCCAAAAACGUUGAGUCAAAACGUUGUGGACACCAUUGAUGCUGAAAUCGGCAAGUUAUGGCUGCGCAGUGUGCAGAUGUAUCGCGAAGCGGGUAGCUUGCAGCAAGCGCAGCUAUGCAUAAUGAAAGCGGCGGAGUAUGCGCCGAAGACGCUCUUCAUCGAGAAGGCGAAACUUUUGUGGCAGAAAGGCGAUCAGGCGCAUGCGUUCAAGUUGCUCGAGGAGCAGUUGGAGCGCAUGGAAACGCAGUGCGAGCGCAACGUACGCACACUCAGCGCGGGUGAUCGCGCGCUCUAUGCGGAAGCGAAAUAUCUGCAAGCCACCUACAGCGCCGAGUCAAUGAACAGCUGCGCCGAGUUGAAUCUGCGCUACUUUCGUGAAGCCAUACUUGGCAAUCACAAUUCUGAAAAAUGUUAUGUGCAGUUGGCGCAGUAUAUGGAGAAGAUCUAUGAAUCGUUUUCGGCGGAACAGCAACAAGGCGAUACCGGUCGCAAGCUGCUGCUAGAUAUCAUGGUAAACUACGCAAAGUCAUUAAAGAGCGGUUGUGAGAAUGUUUAUCAAUCACUGCCGCGACUGCUGAGCCUUUGGCUGGACUACACUUCGCGCUGCGCUUCGGUUUGUGAGGCCACAUCCAGCGACCCGGCACUCGCUACGAAGGCGACUUACAUGCAAGAGGUGGCAAAGAAAAUGAAUGAACUCUUAAACAACUGUGCCAAUGCGCUGCCCACCGCCAUCUUCUACACGGCUUUCUCACAAUUGUUGAGUCGCAUAUGUCAUCCGUCGGCCGAUGUAUUCGCUGUACUUCGCACUAUUGUUAUUAAGUUGUUGGAACAUUUUCCACAGCAAUCUUUGUGGAUGCUAUUGCCAAUACUCAAGUCGGCACAAACGAAUCGUGUAAAGCGCUGCAAAUUGAUUUUUACAGACGCGCGCCUCGCAAAGCCUCAAUUCCAAAAACAGCUCAACGACUUCAAUAUACUUGCCGAACGUUUGAUUGAGUUGACGAACAAAGACGUGGCACACGAUCGCACCUACGAACUGAGCGCGCUUGUUAAACAAUUGCCUAAAUUAUUUGAAGAUCCGAAAUUUUCGAACAUUUUGCUACCUUUCGAGAAGUAUAUGCAAGCGUCGUUCCCACUGACAUCUGGCACUUCGUCGUUGGACUUGAAUUUGUCGCUGGGCAACUUAGAGCGAACGUCGUCAUCCUCCUCAUCAUCGUCGCUAUCCUCCACAUCGACAAGUCCAUCGUCCGUGCCUGCGAAUCCAUUUCCCUAUCAACAGAUUUACAUUAGCGGCAUCAAAGAGGAGAUCACAGUGUUGCGCUCAGCGGCGAAGCCGAAAAAGAUUACGAUCCAAUGCAGCGACGGUAAGUGCUACGAGGUGAUGGUGAAACCGAAAGAUGAUUUGCGAAAAGACUUUCGUUUAAUGGAAUUUAAUGGAUUGGUCAAAAGGUUCCUGCAUCAAGACUCACAGGCACGUCAUCGUUGCCUUCGCAUACGCACCUACGCUGCCAUUCCAUUUAACGAGGAAUGUGGUCUGGUGGAGUGGCUGCCUAAAUUGAAUUCCUUCCGCGCAAUUUGUAACUCGGUCUAUCGCAUGCGCGGCUUGGGUUUACCCGAUCGUAUGCUGCGUCAGUGUGCGUUGCCUCGAACGGAUCCAAUAGAAAAGAAGCGCAGCGUGUUUCUAGACACGCUACUGCCCGCACAUCCGCCUGUCUUCCAGGAGUGGCUACGUCGCCGAUUUUCUACACCGAACAGCUGGUAUGAGGCGCGUUGCGCUUACGUCAAAACCGUGGCAGUUAUGUCUAUGGUAGGCUAUAUUCUCGGGUUGGGUGAUCGACAUGGUGAAAACUUGCUCUUCGAUGAGACGACUGGUGAUGCAGUGCAUGUAGAUUUCAAUUGCCUCUUCAAUCAAGGCGAACUCUUUGCAUAUCCGGAAUUAGUGCCCUUCCGUCUUACACACAACAUGGUCUAUGCCAUGGGUCCACUGGGUGUAGAAGGCCUGUACCGACGUUGCUGUGAGAUAACAAUUCGUGUGCUGAAAAAGCAAUCGAAAACGUUGAUGUCGGUUUUGCGACCAUUCGUUUAUGAUCUCGUGGCGCUGAAUCGUAGUUUUAGCGGUAAGACCAAACCCUCAUUGGAGUUGACCGAUCCAAAGGCAUUGAUGGAUGUGCGUCGCAUCGAGGAAAGACUGCAAGGCUAUGUCAAGCGCACUCAGGCCAAUAGCAUGCCUCUCUCCACCGAAGGUCAAGUAAAUUUUCUGAUUGCAGAAGCUACAAGUAUUGACAAUUUGGCUGCCAUGUACAUUGGUUGGGGUUCCUACAUUUGAGAAAGUGAUGUACCCGCGUUUCCAGCAUCUUAUGCGUAUUUGAAUGUUAAGUUUUUUUAUAAUAAAAAGUUUCAUUUUUUCAUU
Molecule: messenger RNA, 8422 nt
Organism: Zeugodacus cucurbitae (melon fly)
Lineage: Eukaryota; Metazoa; Arthropoda; Insecta; Diptera; Tephritidae
Gene: mei-41
Product: serine/threonine-protein kinase ATR
Exons: 6
Coding region: 218-8338 (2706 amino acids)
Biological process (GO): protein phosphorylation; DNA damage checkpoint signaling; telomere maintenance
Cellular component (GO): nucleus
Molecular function (GO): protein binding; protein serine/threonine kinase activity
Source: RefSeq, a predicted model, not a curated record